Molecule: messenger RNA, 481 nt
Organism: Rhagoletis zephyria (snowberry fruit fly)
Lineage: Eukaryota; Metazoa; Arthropoda; Insecta; Diptera; Tephritidae
Gene: Non2
Product: upstream activation factor subunit spp27 homolog Non2
Source: RefSeq, a predicted model, not a curated record
AUGGGCUGCACCAAUUCCACCGAAAAAGAAGCCAUUGAUGGCGACGAAGAACUGAACGUCGCGCCUGAUGGCGAGGAGGAGAAAGAGGAAGAAGAGGAGGCCAAAGAGGCGGAAGAGGGAAAGGACGGCGAGGCAGAUGGAGAGGGCAAAGAAGGAGAAGGGGAGCCAGAAGAUGAAGGAGCCCCCAAGGAGGAAGAGGAGGGCGCCAAGGAGGAUGGCGAUACUGUGAAGGAGGGUGAAGAGAGCCCCAUGUUUCCCGGUCCUGCACCACCGCCUGCGCUGGGUAAGGCACUGAAAACCAAGACCAAGACUAUGGGCGGCAAACUGGGCAAGAUGAAGAUGAAGAAGGGAAAGAUGGGCCCGCUAAAGCUGGGAAAACUGAAGAAAUCAAAGAUGGCUGGAAAGGGCAAGGGCAGUAAAGCACUGAUGAAGAAGUCGAAGAUGAAGAGCAAGCUGAAGGGCAAGUCCUCCAAGUCAAAGG